Molecule: messenger RNA, 807 nt
Organism: Ostertagia ostertagi
Lineage: Eukaryota; Metazoa; Nematoda; Chromadorea; Rhabditida; Trichostrongylidae
Source: the annotation of a GenBank genome assembly
AUGCAUCCAAGCGAUCGUUUCAAAUCCUGUGGUCACAGGCGAUGUGCCGGCCGUUCAGGCAUGGACUUUGGAUUUUUGGGGACACCGAAUGAGUCGAGGAUCUCACAAGAGUUAUCGUCCACUGACGACACUCAGCUUCUCGAUUCAAACGCCUUUCUUAUUCGGCGCAUGAAGCCAUUUUCUUUUCAUGCCACCAACGUUCUUCUCCAUGCGGCAGCUUCUUGCUUGUUCUUGUUCUUCAUUCAACGGCUCCAAUUCUUUUCUACGAGUCCAGAAUCAGCUCUUUUUGCCACACUUCUCUUCACUGUUCAUCCGGUUCACUGCGAGGCGGUGGCAGGGGUGGUUGGACGAGCAGACGUUCUGGCAGCCAUAGCAGUACUGUCUGGCAUUCUUUUAUAUGAAAAAACUCAGAGCACUCUGGCAGCGGCUCUCUGCACCGCUAUCGCCAUCUGCUUCAAGGAGACUGGCAUCAUGCUACCACCAUUGCUUGUCGUGUUCCUUCUUCUGAAGCCUACUAAGGUAACCUUCCUUCAGUGUGGUGACCCUUCUCUGCAAGUCUCUCCACUGCUCGUUAUCCCUCGUCUCUGGCGCUUUGUUUUAUCUACCGCUAGAUGUCCUUGUCCUUGUGAUGACCAAGGUGUCACCCUAAACGCGCGAUGGCAGCAGAAUGCGAUUUGCGCUAGCAGUCUGAGCUCAAAUGUGGGAACUGUCCUGAGAACGUCGUCGAUUCUGAUGAGCUUCAGUUUCUUCAAACGAUUUGUGAAGAGGACAUCUCAUGUGAUGGGGACAAUGGCUGCCAAAUCAUAA